GCGCCACACGUGCCCAGCUCUCCCCGCGUGCAGCCGCGCCGCGCCGUGCGUUCCGCGUAGCCGAGCCGCGCCCCCUCCCUGUAGCAAGCCGAGCCGCACGCGAAGUCCCUGUACCGAGCCGAGCCGCGCCUACGCCAAGCCGAGCCGGUCCUGUCUUCUUCCAGUCGAGCCGCCAAGCCUGUUUUGGCUCCUUCCACCUAAAUUUUUGCAAAUUGGACCAAAUAGCUGCUGCAGCUUAGGACUUCCUCAGUAGGAACUCAUCUAGCAACAUCUCGAGGAAGAAUGCCGCCACGUAGAGGUGCACGCCGAGGAGGUGGCAGGGGAGGCAGAGGAGCCGGUCGUGGCCAACCGGCGGAGCAACCUGCCGCGCCGCCAGUCAACCCCGACGUACCAGUCAACCCUAAUGCACCGGUCACUCAGGCGGAUCUCGCCGCAAUGGAGCAGCGUUACCAGGCCAUGCUGCAAGCUGCUCUAGCGCCGUUCCUCGCUGCUCAGCAGAACCAGGCCGCCCCUGUUCAGGACCAGCCCGUCAUCCCUCCAGCCCCGGUGGAAGCUCAGCCGGUGCCAGUACAACUGUCAGCUGAGGCCAAGCACUUGAGGGAUUUUAGGAAGUACAACCCGAAGACUUUCGACGGAUCCUUGGACAACCCCUUUAGAGCCCAGCUGUGGUUGACAUCCAUAGAGACGAUCUUCAGGUACAUGAAGUGCCCAGAAGACCAGAAGGUGCAGUGUGCAGCUUUCUGUUUGGAGGAUAGGGGGACUGCCUGGUGGGAGACUGCUGAGAGGGCGCUGGGAGGAGAUGCCAGCAAGAUCACAUGGGAGCAAUUCAGGGAGAGCUUUUAUGCUAAGUUCUUCUCUGCCAACGUGAAGCACGCCAAGCUCCAAGAGUUCCUAAACUUGGAGCAAGGCAAACUGAGCGUGGAACAGUAUGAUGCCGAGUUCGACCUGUUGUCCCGUUUUGCCCCUGAUGUGGUAAGGGAUGAGGCCGCCAGGACUGAGAGAUUUGUUAAUGGCCUCAGGUUAGACCUCCAGGGUUUUGUACGAGCUCUUCGACCAACCACUCAGGCGGAUGCUCUACGCAUAGCACUGGAUCUGAGCCUGCAUGAGAGAGCUGGUCAAUCUAAGGUUGUCGGCACAGGGUCAGCCUCGGGACAGAAGAGGAAGGCGGAGGCGCAGCCCGACGUAAUACCACAGCGGACUCCGAGGUCAGGAGGUGUCUUCCAGAGACACCGUCGGGAGCUGGCAGCAGCUGGGAGAACUUUGAGAGAGCUACCCACUUGUACUACCUGUGGGAAGGUCCAUGGAGGACAAUGUUUAGCUGGGAGUGGAGUCUGCUUCAGGUGCAGGCAGCCGGGGCACACCGCUGAUGCGUGUCCUCGGAAACCCUUAGAGACGACGCCACGUCAGCCUUCUGCUCCCCAGCAAGGGAGAGUCUUUGCCACGAACCGGCAGGAGGCCGAGCGAGCUAGUACGGUGGUGACAGGUAGAGGACGAGGUAAGGGCAAGGGCAAACUGGCGAGCGACUCGAAGUGAGACCGUGAAGGGCCAUAGGGACUACCGCUUCCGCUCAUCUUU
Messenger RNA from Cucumis melo (muskmelon), 1575 nucleotides. RefSeq lists its product as uncharacterized. Gene Ontology annotation, molecular function: zinc ion binding; nucleic acid binding. Bases 283 to 1533 code for a protein of 416 amino acids. The record is from RefSeq and is a predicted model, not a curated record. Lineage: Eukaryota; Viridiplantae; Streptophyta; Magnoliopsida; Cucurbitales; Cucurbitaceae. The transcript has 3 exons.